This is a messenger RNA of Manduca sexta (tobacco hornworm), 2714 nucleotides long. RefSeq lists its product as uncharacterized. Lineage: Eukaryota; Metazoa; Arthropoda; Insecta; Lepidoptera; Sphingidae. The coding region runs from base 25 to 591 and encodes 188 amino acids. The transcript is spliced from 3 exons. The record is from RefSeq and is a predicted model, not a curated record.
UGAUAUUUCUGUCGAAUAACAGAAAUGUCAGUGCCGACUUCACACACAAUGACAGCUGCAAUCGACGCGGCGAACGAAGAAGAGAAGGAAACUCCAGAGGAAGAAGAACAGGCGCAGAAGAAGAAAUCCCCGCCAGCUAAAAAGAAAGUAGCAAAUAGUAACGCUAAAACACCAGUGAAGAGACAGUCAUCAAGAAAACUACAGCAAGAAGAGAAAGAGAAAGAACAGAACAACAAACCCGAGGAAGCUGAGACCGUAGAAAAUGACGAUAAAGACAGUGAAAAGGAUAAAGAAAGUACAGAUAAAGAGAAAGAAAAAGAAGUAGUAGAUGAUAAACCUCCAGAGAACAAUAUAGAGCCUGAAACAAAAGAACCAGAAGAAGACAAACAGAUGGAAGUCGAUCAGGCUGAGAAAGAGGAAAGUCCGAAUGAAAAGGAGGCUGAAAAGAGCCCAGAGAGUGACGAUUCUAAAGCGGAAAAGACAGAGGAGAAAGAAAAAGAAUCCGGCGAGCCUAGAGCGAAAAGGACGAGAGAGAGUAAGAAGACUGAGCCGCCGCCGCGGUCACCGGCCAAACGGAAGGCAAAAUGUUAACGCGUUAAGCACACGUAAUGGAUUUUAUUUUUGUACUAAUGGCCACCUCGUGGCUACAGGCCGGUGGCGACCGUUCACUGUCAAAUUGUUAAACGAUUUUAUGGAUUUUAUUCUCGGAAAUUUUUGUGAUGAACAAUGUCUGUUCAGCCACUUUUGUUAUUUAAUUAAUAGGCUAUAUUCCUGUCCUUUUGUAUGUUAUACGCAAUUCUGGCAUGACAAACAAUAAUAAACGAAAACGGCAUUUUGGUUGAAAAUUGAAACAGAGAUUUAUAGUUUCAAUUGUAUGGUGCAAAGCUCAGUGGGAACAUCUGUCUAUGUCCUUCGCAUGCCCGUACCACAAUGCCAGUGACGUCACUCUGUGCCUUAGUAAACUAUUGCGCUGUAAUUAGACAACCAAGCCUAUUCACUAGGUUUGAGAGACCUUGCUUUUUUAUUGACCGAAUGUACAUUUAUUUUGGUUUGUAUUUUUCAUGACGUAAGUUAAUAACUUUAAUAACAAAAAAUAUUAAAUUAACCAUAUUCUGAAUGAAUAGGUCCUUCUUAACAAUAGGUGAUUUCAAAUUGACCAUAUCACUGAAAAACUUAAUCAAAUAUUAAAAACAGUGUAUUUAGUAAUUAAGUGUGAUUUUAAAAAGACUUUCAAUGAAGUGUCGAUUUACAAUUAAAUAUAUUCAAAUAUAUCAUACUUGAUACUGAGUUAUAUAGAGUCUAUAUUAUAGACAAUAAGCUUUAUAUAUAACCGUACACGAUUUAUCCAUUUUAAGUUCCAUUAUCGCAGUUAAUCGUGCAAGUCCACUGAAUGAGAUUUCUAUUAUUAAAGAGCCACUGUUGGCUGUAUUGGAACUCUUAUGAUCGAAAUUCGAUCAAUUUAUCACGUGCAUUAAUGGCAACCGGAACACAUGAUUAUUAUUUUUGUACAUUUAGAGUACAUUAGCAAUUUAUUCAUAUAAAUGUUAUUAUACUACAUUUACAAGGCAUAUACAAUUAGCUUUCUUGAUUUCAGACUAAUUACGCUGACAAUUAUUAAUGAAGCGAUUGAGUAACAAAAAAUAAUAAACUUAUCUUGAGAUUACGCGAGACGUCUUUUAAUCAAAUGUUUUCGUUAGUAUAUCAUACAUAGCCUUCAACUAAUUUAAAUCUUUAUCACUUUGUCAUAAAGGUGCUAUGUAAGUGAAGGUUGUAUCUAUGUGGAUAUAAAUAUUACGUUUAGAAACAUUAGUACUGCCAUGCAUCUUAAAAUUUGAUCAGAAAUACUUCACAAUGUUUAAAUAUGAUUUAUGUUGCAAAUCAGUGGCUAUAUAAAAUCAUAAAUAUAGUUUGCCUUUUUCGUUUUAAAAUGUAAAUAACAAAAGUGUGCUGAAACUCCGCCAUUUCGUGGCGUUAAAAUGGCGUGUCGGUCAUUUUGUUUUCGUUUGACGUAGAUAUUAUAUUAUGUAGAGUAAGUUAUGUUCAAGGCAUUUUUUUAUUUCUAAAUCGUAUCGAUGUAACGAUGGCAUAGUUAUAUUUUUACCCUUUUUUUAGAUUUUAUAUUUAUUUAAACAGUCUCUAAAGGUUUGACGAUGCAUGAUCAAAUAAAUUCACAUUCCUUAAAUGUAAUGCCUCACUUACUAUAAUUUAAGAUGUAUUUUUUUUACUGGGAGAACAAAUAAACAAUUUCAUUACAGCAUAACCAUUGUUCGAUGGUUGUUGCCGUGUCAUUUCUACAUCGAAAGAAUUUUCAUUUUAAAAUUUUUCGUGCCAAAAUUUCAGUAUUGUUAUUUUCAAGUAAGAAAAAACUUACUAAAAAUAAAAUUACCAACAUGUAUGGUUGCUUAUUACUGGUCCCUUUGUCAUCACUCGUGACCAAUGUGCAUUGUUGCAUAUAAAAUGGAAAUUGCAAUAAUCUACAUAGCUUCACAAAUAAAAUACAAUGAACAGUAAGCGAGGUGUUACUUUUAUUAUAACGAAAAGAGCUGUGUUAACAAUUAAACUCAGCUUAACAGUUUUUGUUAAUGUUUUUCUUUACACAAAUAUGGUAAUUCAAAGUACACGUUAUCAUAUAAGCCUUAAAUCUUUAUUGAUUAGGUUAAUGUAAUAGUUAAAAACAUUGUAAAUAAUUACAAUAAACUUCUCAUAUUGGCGUA